GGGAGUUUGCAUUGUGGAUUUUUUUUCCGGGCAGCCGUGCGCAGCCGCAGUGUAGGCGAACCGGUGUGCGCUAGAGCUGCUACAAAGAGGCGUGAGAGGAGUUUUGCAGGAUAAAACUCUCGAGUCGGUCUUUCUGCUGUAGACGGGUAGUUCGUGCUCUCUCCCUCCGCACCUGCUCCGGAGACGCUGCAGAUCCUCGGGUGGGCUUCGGCUGGGGGAAACAGUCAGUACCUGGCACGUCCGUCCCGCACUGGGAGCCGCCUCCUUGAGACCCCCUCCUCCCCGCUUGCAGGAACUCGCAGGGGAGUUCCUCCUCCCGGUUACUAGCAGGUUAAAGCACAGCGAGGUUGCAUGCCUGAUUGGACUGGAUGCUUGAUUUGCAUGAGUCCUAACAAUCAGUUUCUGGAUUUGUGAGCAAGCAUGGCCCAUCCAGCAAAUAUUAAUAGCAGUUCCAGAGAAAAAGAUGAAAAUGUUCUGAAUGGAGAGGAUGACAGAAAUCAGAAGGAUCCCUAUUUUGUGGAAACGCCUUAUGGUUACCAGCUUGAUUUGGAUUUUCUCAAGUAUGUGGAAGAUAUACAAAAAGGAAAUACUAUAAAAAAACUGAAUAUACAGAAAAAACAGAAAGUGACACCCCCUUUUGCAGCUGUCAAAAACAACUCCAACCAAUACAGUGGAUGGACAUCAAAUGAAUCUCUUUCUUCAUCCAACAGUGAUGAAAACAAACAUUCAUCUUCACUCUUUACAGCACGAAGCCCAGCAGCAGUCUCCAUAAGACCAUCCUUGUCCCUUGAAGCCUCUCCAAACUUCCUAACUAUCCCUGAAAGCAAACAGCUACUGCCUCCUUCACCACAGCUGCCUAGGCACAACCUUCGUGUCACAAAAACUCUAAUGGAAACACGAAGAAGAUUGGAACAGGAAAAGAUUGCAAUGCAGGCGAUCCCAGGAGAAGUUCGAAGGCCUAGGCUUUCCAGUUUUGGAGCCAUGGGCUCAACAAGUUCACUUCCUUCCUUUGUAGGAUCCAGUGGACACAACCAGAUGUCUCAACAGUUUCAGAACGGAUGUCAGGGUAAUGGAGACUAUAAUCUUUAUCUCGCAUCCUCUUUAGGGAGUUCUAUCCGGCAUAGCCCCUUGAGUUCAGGUAUAUCAACACCUGUGACCAAUGUGAGUCCAGUGCACCUGCAGCACAUCAGGGAACAAAUGGCAAUUGCCCUCAAACGCCUCAAGGAGCUUGAGGAACAAGUCAAGACUAUUCCUGUGCUUCAUGUCAAGAUUUCAGUAUUGCAGGAAGAGAAAAGGCAGAUGAUGGAAAAGCUCAAAAGCCAAAGAAUAGUUAACCAGAAUGACACAGGCCAUUUCAGAAAGAGAUCUUAUAGUGCAGGAAAUGCAGAGCAAUGGAAACAUCUCUCUCCAGUCAGAGGGGGUGGGGAGCUCUAUAUAGACUGUGAGGAAGAUAUGGGAAGUGUAGAACAUAGCUCAGAGAGGGUAGAAGAGUUCAGGCAGUUGACUGCUGAAAUGCAAGCCUUGGAGAAGAAAAUUGAGGACAGCAGUUAUGAUAUUCCAUCUAACCUGCGAGUGAACCGAGCAAGUGUAACAAAAGAGAACAGAACAGUUGCUGUGGGUGCAGAGGAAAAUAUGAAUGAUGUUGUUGUAUACAACAGAGCUUUGAGAACAUGCAGGGAUGUAGCAAUAGGAACAGAGCACAAGACUAAAGAUUCUAGUGUUGGGGUGACAGAAGGGAUGCUAGGCCUGUCUACUGAGGCUGAAAGAGAAAUAGAGCUCCAGCAUCAGACCAUUGAAGGACUCAAAGGGAAAAUCUACCGGCUGGAGGUUCAGUUGAGGGAAACUACUCAUGAUAGGGAGAUGACCAAAUUAAAGCAUGAGCUUAAGGCAGCUGGAUCCAGGAAAAAAAUGGACAAGGCACUGAUGGUGCAACCCCUUGCCUUCAGCAGAGCAGUGGAAGCAGUAGUACAAACAAAAGACCAAAUGGUGGGAGUUCACGUGGAUGUUGUUGAUUCAUGUGUGGGGAGUGAUCUCCAGAUGAGCAGCAUUGGAGUAUUGUGUAGGCCUCAAUUGCAGAGCUCAGCUGUGGGUCCAGAUGUGCCCAUGAAUUGGUGGAUUGUGAAGGAGAGAAAAGAAAUGUGUGAUCGGAGCACUGGGAGCUCUGUUGAGGUAUGCAACCAGUGGGUGGGCACAGAAAUGACUGUCUGUGAAACUGGGGUCAAUACAGAGGAAUCUGUGGAUAGCCUAAGCUUGCGCAAGACAGAAUUGGAAAUCAAGGAAGUUCGGUCAAUAGGCUGUGGAGACUGUCACAUCCAAACAGUCUGUCCAGGAAGUGAGACCAUUUCCCGCAGCACAAACACAGAGCCUGGUUGCAAAGCAGAUUCUGGAGUCAUGGUGGUACCUCAUACAGCUACCCAGGGAACCAAUACAGUAUUAGAACAAGCUGACCAAUUCACCAACACAGAAAUGGCUACCUUGACAGAUUCCAGCACCAACACUUUCCUGAGCACGUACGAUAAACAGACAAACACUGUGACGCUUGAGAUGAGGACAGUGGCUGUGGGCGAUGGUAGGGUCAAGGAUGUAAAUACAGCUGCUAAAACGCGUUCCAUUGGUGUGGGAACUCUGCUUUCUGUCACUGCUAGCUUUGAUAGGCCUUCCCUGACGAAGACCAAAGAUUGUGGAGUGGGGCAGAUCAAUAUUAAUGAGAACUAUCUGGUUGGCCUUAAAAUGAGAAAUAUUGCCUGCGGUCCUCCUCCGGUAUCUGUGGCACCACCCAGCACUAGAAGCAUUGGUGUUGGGGAUGAAUCAGUGUCAGAAUGGGGGAACCUUGGGCUGGAUAGUCCUUUCCCUCAGCCUGAGAUGAAGACCGGCUUGGAUCACUACAUUGAACGAGUUCAAAAGCUUGUUCAAGAACAGCAGAUGCUUCUUGCUGAAAACUAUGCUGAGCUAGCAGAUGCUUUUGGAGAGCCUCACUCACAAAUUGGAUGUCUUAAUUCUCAGCUCAUCAGCACUCUGUCUUCCAUCAAUUCUGUCAUGAAAUACGCAAGCACAGAGGAACUGCGCAACUUAGACAUAUCGAAGCAAUGCAUUGAGAAAACUACUGCAACAGAAGAUAAUUUGCUGCAUGCUCCUCAUGGCCACCUUGGUAGUUCACAUUUAGUUUCAAGCUCCCAAAUAUUAAAACUGGGACAGGAAACUGGGAGAAAAAAUGAAGAGAAGACCACUGUAGUAGGAGCAGGAGAGGACAGGACAGCUUCGCCUUCCCAAGACAGCACCAUGUCUCCAAUUAAUCUUACAGAUGACCAGCUUGCCUCUGGGCUUUAUGUAUGUGCAAAUGAGGGCAUGUUGAAGUCUAUCAUGAAGAAAAAGGAUGGAAAAAAGGAUGAGAAUGCGAAAAAGAAUCUGCAGUUUGUUGGUAUAAAUGGAGGGUAUGAAACAACAUCAAGUGAUGAUUCUAGUUCAGAAGAAAGUUCGUCGUCAGAGUCUGAUGAUGAGUGUGUUGGGAAUGAAUAUGUGGAAAUUGAGGCAAAUGGCAGUUUGCUUGAGAUGGAAGGACAGCGUGAGAUAAACAAUGAAGUUAUUAAGUCUGCCAGGGUGGAAGAAACAGUGCCGGUUCAAGAGACUGAGAUGGAAAAAGUGGAAAUCCGCGAGAGGUAUGAACUGAGUGAAAAGAUGUUGUCUGCCUGCCAUCUUCUAAAAGGCAGCAUUGAUGAUCCAAAAGCUAUGAUCAGCAAAGAGAUACGAUUUUGUUUGAACACCAUCCAGCAUGAGUGGUUUCGUGUGUCAAGCCAAAAAUCAGCUGUUCCUGCAAUGGUUGGGGACUACAUAGAUGCUUUUCAAGAGGUUUCUCCUGCAGUCCUUAGAUAUAUUAUCAACAUGGCUGAUGGAAAUGGCAACACAGCUCUCCAUUACAGUGUCUCCCACUCUAACUUUGAAAUUGUGAAACUACUUUUAGAUGCAAAUGUCUGCAACGUAAAUCACCAGAACAAGGCUGGUUAUACUCCCAUUAUGCUGGCUGCCCUUGCAGCUGUAGACGCUGAGAAGGAAAUGAGAAUAGUGGAAGAGCUCUUUGCCUGUGGAGAUGUGAAUGCUAAAGCAAGUCAGGCUGGCCAAACUGCUCUAAUGCUUGCUGUGAGCCAUGGGCGAAUAGAUAUGGUGAAAGCUCUGCUGGCUUGCGGUGCAGAUGUCAACAUACAAGAUGAUGAGGGCUCCACUGCUUUGAUGUGUGCUAGUGAACAUGGACACGUUGAGAUAGUCAAACUUCUGUUGGCUCAGUCUGGAUGUAAUGGCACACUGGAGGACAAUGAUGGCAGCACAGCACUUUCAAUAGCCCUUGAAGCAGGGCACAAGGAUAUAGCUGUUCUUCUCUAUGCUCAUGUCAACUUUUCCAAAACCCAGUCCCCUGGCACCCCGAGGCUUGGAAGAAAGCCAUCUCCUGGUCCUACACAUAGAGGCGCAUUUGAUUGCUAAUGCAAAUAUAUAUGUAAACUGUAAUGUCACCUCCCCUAAGCUGCUAGCGGUUACUGUUUUACAGUGACAGAUAUUGAAUGUACUUUUCUUGUGCCUGAGCUCACCAGCAAACUGGAGGCAAAUGCCUAGAGCUAAAAGACAGAGAAGUAUCAAACAGGAAGAAAAAUCAGGGCAGCAUCCUUGUUAACAACAUUACUUAGGAUCAAUAUACAUGGUAUCACUAACAGGUGGGAUCUGCUUCACAUCACUCCCCAUGGUCAUGCAUGCGUGCCUCUCAUCGCACAGUUUGGGCAUUUUAUUGUUAUAAAGAAGCAAUUUACAUGCAGCCUCCAUGUGGUAACUGUACCCCUUUGAGUCUUUCUUUUGCUCACAUUUUCAGCCUCUAUGAAAUGGCGUAAAGUCUUUGCCUUCUGUUACUUGCACACAGUUUUAAGCUAUCUGUUCAGUUAUGACUGCUUUCCCUUAUGCAUCCCUGGACAAAAUCUUGUUGGCUAUUUUUUUAAAAAAAGGUAUGUUCUUUACAGAUAUUUAUAUUUGCUACUGUUGGAGUGGUUGGCAAGAACCCUUUUAUUAUAAAUUUCAUUCCAAAAUUAUUUGUGUGUUAAUGCUUAUUUUAAUUUUUUUUUUAAAUGGUAAUUGAUUUAUGUUGUCAGCUCUUUGGAAUGUCAGUCGAUGGGUUGAUGACUUAUCAGCAGAAGACAUGCCACAGGUUAUUGCUGCCGAUUUGUAUAGCUUUUAUAUAAAAGAUUUAAGUCAGUAUUUUUGACCCUUUUUAUUCCAUUGUAAUUAAAAUAACACAUUACACAAUUGUUACUAGAUUUUAUUAACUGUUAUAUCUACAUGAUCCCAGAGAUAUGUUGGAAGAUAUGGUCAUCUCUAGUGGAAUCAAGGGUAGUUCUGGGCACAUAUAUAUGGAAUGCUAAUGUUCACUUCAGUCAUACGCAUUUAAAUGUUUGAAGUGCCUUAGACUCUUGCCAUAUUUUCAAAAUAAAAUUUCUUUAUGCUAUUUUA
Messenger RNA from Rhineura floridana, 5484 nucleotides. It is a transcript of the gene KANK1, whose product is annotated as KN motif and ankyrin repeat domains 1. The transcript has 12 exons. NCBI's taxonomy places the organism in Eukaryota, Metazoa, Chordata, Lepidosauria, Squamata, Rhineuridae. The record is from RefSeq and is a predicted model, not a curated record. Gene Ontology annotation, molecular function: protein binding. Gene Ontology annotation, cellular component: cytoplasm; cytoskeleton. Bases 421 to 4473 code for a protein of 1350 amino acids. Gene Ontology annotation, biological process: negative regulation of actin filament polymerization.